Monoraphidium neglectum is the source of this 1350-nucleotide messenger RNA. RefSeq lists its product as hypothetical. The record is from RefSeq and is a predicted model, not a curated record. The coding region runs from base 1 to 1350 and encodes 449 amino acids. Lineage: Eukaryota; Viridiplantae; Chlorophyta; Chlorophyceae; Sphaeropleales; Selenastraceae. The transcript is spliced from 2 exons.
AUGUCAGGGGCUGGUGGCCGACCACGUGCGGCAAGUGACCCAGUCGGGAUACAGGUGCUGCAACAGGCUUUCCAGGAGGACAACGGCCGCAACGUCGCCCUCUCGGGCUGGCGGGCCACGAAGAAUGUAUCAAAUCGCCAGUGGACGUUUUAUGACCAGGAGGGCAACCGUUUCCGCAGCGUCAGCGCCGCGGUCGCCGCGCUCGGCGGGGCCGUCCUGCUGCGCCGUGCGCCAGGGGGCAAGUUCCUUUGCCCCCUGGCUAGGGACGAGUCCUACACGUACAGGUUCACCCCUGGGGUUGGGCGGGGCCAGUACGUCGGCACGCUAGUGGAGCGCUCGUCGGACGAAGUUUUUUGCAGCGACCUAAGGCUGAACACCGGCAGGCGCGGCGCCAGGCUGAGGGAGGAGGCCGCGGCAGCGAAGCAGCAGCGCAGCCGGCACGGCGAGUGGCAGCCUGCGUUCUUCAUCACAAAGUCGGCGGCUGCCGCGUCUCGGGACCCCACCACCACGGAGGAGGGCCUCUUCUCACUGAUCGAGCACGAGGCGGGCGUGCGCCUGGGCCACUACGGGGGUCAGCCCCUGACCCGCGCCGACCUCCCCUCAGUGCAAGCCGCGCUGGAGGCUAACCCCGCAGACACGUUCAUGAUCAUCGGCGGCCUGCUGUUCGACGGGCGCCGCGCCCCACGCGAAGACUUUGGAGACCUGAUGCAGCUGAGCAUGUGCGGCAGGGUGGUGCAGCCGGCGGCGCAGCUCGGAUGGCCAGGGAUGUGGGCGUUCAAGGCCAACACUGCCUUCGGGCUCGGCGCGCCAUUCCAGUGCAACAUCGUCGUGACGGAGCCGCACGGCAUUUUAGCAACGACCCGCAAAAUCCAGGCGUUCGAUUUCACCAAGACGCUGGCGGAGAACGCGGGGAGUGAGCUGCUUCGGGACUACGCCUUUGGACCCAGGGCCGCAGCGGAGCCAGCAGCAACAUUAGCAGCAGGUGCGGCCGCUGCAGGGAUGGCGGCGGCUGCGGGAGCGACGGCGGCAGGAGCGGCGGCGGCGGGAGCGGCGGCCGCGGGAGCAGCGGCGGCGGGAGCGGCGGCGGCGGGAGCGGCGGCGGCGGGAGCGGCGGCGGCGGGAGCGGCGCCUGCUGUGGCGGCGGCUGCGGCAGGUGGUGCGAGGAAGCGAGGCGCAGUCGCCAAGUCCACGAAGCAGGCAGCCGCAACAGGCCCGAAGGCAGCAGCGGCGGCGGCGACGGCAAGGACGCGGGGGGCGGUGGCCAAGCCCAGCAAGCGGGCGGCAGCGACGGGCGCCAAGGCGCGGGGCGGCAAGAAGUCCAAUAAGGUCACAGCAGCCGCGCGCAUCUGA